Messenger RNA from Psilocybe cubensis, 2325 nucleotides. RefSeq lists its product as uncharacterized. NCBI's taxonomy places the organism in Eukaryota, Fungi, Basidiomycota, Agaricomycetes, Agaricales, Agrocybaceae. The coding region runs from base 1 to 2325 and encodes 774 amino acids. Gene Ontology annotation, biological process: transmembrane transport. The record is from RefSeq and is a predicted model, not a curated record. The transcript has 30 exons. Gene Ontology annotation, molecular function: oligopeptide transmembrane transporter activity.
AUGUCCGUUCAAGUGGCGUCUGAGAAACCCCCGUCUUCCAUGGACGAGGAGAAAUAUGACGCGAAGGAAAAGAUUCUAACAACUUUGGACGACAGCACAGGCGCAGCCGAAGUCACUAGCUCCGAGAUUGGCGAGGUGUUCGCCGAUGGUCCACGUCUCAUUGACUUAGGGGAGGACGGAAAAGAAAGGCCAAUCGAAACUGAUUUGGAUUAUUCAACUCGAUUGUUGUCCCUUGAUGAUGACCCCACCUUACCUAUAUGGACUUUCAGAAUGUGGUUUUUGUCUAUUGGAUUGUCAUGCUUUGGCGCUGUGCUGGGCCAAAUUUUUUACUUUCGACCUCAAACGUUAACAGUCAGCCAGCUGUUCCUUCAGAUCAUAUCAUACAUCAUGGGCAAGGUGUUGGAAGAACUACUACCUGGUCCUGGUAACUCGAGAUUCAAAACGUCUGACUCACGCUUCUGGAGGUUCUUUAACCCUGGGCCUUUUAAUAUCAAGGAACAUGUAGCAAUAACGAUCAUGGCUUCGACUGCCUCGUCGUCGGCCCUGGCCAUCAGCAUAUUCGCAGCACAAGACUUGUAUUACAAUGUUAAACCUAACGCUGCAGUAGGCAUUUUCACCCUCAUAGGUUCUCAAUUAAUUGGGUAUGGUACAGCGGGUAUUAUGAGGAGCUUCCUUGUAUACCCGACAUUUGCACUGUACCCACAACUCAUCCCAAGUGUUCAAUUAUUCGAUGCACUGCAUCGCGGACAAGCGGCUGUCAUGCAAAAAAAGCGAUUAAAGUUCUUCUGGGUCAUCUUUAUCGCGAUUUUUGUUUGGGAGUGGUUCCCUGAAUAUAUUGCUCCAACACUAACGGGUGUUAGUAUCUUCUGCUUAGCUAAUCAAGACAGCGCUUGGUUCACGCGGAUCUUUGGCGGAGCUGCUGGUAACGAAGGACUGGGGGUCUUUUCACUUUCCUUUGAUUGGGCAUAUAUCGGACCCGGAGGAAACUCGAUUGGAGCAUUGUUUACACCUUUAUCGACCCAGCUGUCACUUUACGGGGGCUGUUUGGUGUGCAUUAUCGCGUUCUGUGCGUGUUAUGCUUCCAACACCUGGAAUACUCAGAACUUCCCAUUUUUGACGCAAUUGUUAUUCUACGAAAAUGGGACCAAAUACGACCAGCUUAAAAUUUUAAACAGUGACUUCACCUUAAAUGAAGAAAAGCUAGCUCAAGAGGGUCUCCCAUGGUAUGCCGCCUCUCAGUUGUUAUUCAAAAUUAGCAGGACAAUGUACAUUGGCGCCGCAAUCACCCAUUUCCUUGUAUGGCACUAUCCAACUGUAUAUCAGAUUGUACGAAACAGCCGUAAGAAUGACUGUGACGACCCGCAUUACCGUAGAAUGAAGGUCUACAAAGAGAUCUCGAAUUGGUGGUAUCUGGUUGUUUUGAUUGUCACGAUUGCAAUAUCGUUAGGAACAACGUAUGCAGCAAAAUCCGGGCUUCCCUGGUGGGCGUUUUUUAUAGCUCUAAUCUUUGCGUGGAUGUUUGUGCCCAUCAUAGGGACACUGUACGCAACGGUUGGAUAUGCUCCCAGUAUUGAAAAUAUGGUUCAGAUGCUGGGAGGCGCUCUUGUUCCUGGAAAGCCCGUCGCAAACAUGUACUUUACGAUGUAUGGAUUUAAUCCCGUGACACAAGCUUUGAGCCUGCUUCGGGAUCUUAAACUGGGCCAGUAUGCAAAGCUCCCUCCGCGGGUGACAUUCACUGUUCAAACUGUCGGAACCAUCGCCGGGGGUCUUUUGAACUUCGUCAUAGCUAAGACCAUCCUGGAAUCUCAACGUACUAUUCUUCUAGCUGUCCAGGGGUCGAAUGUAUGGUCAGGACAGCAGGUUCAAUCAUACAACAGUGAUGCGGUCUCCUGGGGCGCGCUUGGAAAACCACUCUACGCUCCGGGGACACGUUAUGGAUUUGUGCCCUACAUGCUGCUGGUUGGACUAGGCUUUCCUCUUCCCUUCUGGUUCCUUCAUCGUAAAUACCCCAAAGUCGGGUUCAAUCUUGUUUUUACCCCCGUUCUCGUGGCUGAACUGGGGUUCCUGAGUGUGGGGAUCAACUCGGCCGUGUUCACCAGAUUUGGUGUAACAAUAUUGUCACAGUACUAUCUUCGAAAAUACCGUGCUACAUGGUUCCGAAAGUAUAACUUCCUACUGAGUGCGGCUCUUGAUGGUGGGACCUCGGUAAUGAUCUUCGUUUUUACGUUUGCCGUUGGAGGAGGCAGCGGAAAGGUGACACAAUUUCCGACGUGGGCACUGAACCCGAAAGGAAAUCCAGACUAUUGCAAGCGCCUGAGUGACUGA